UCUCAAGUGCACUAACACGAAUGAGGCGUUCACUGACAACGGUGCCCUCCGUCCUCUCAUCCUCGUUGUAAACAGGCGGAGCUACAGAGCGAGGAGAUGCAAGCGAGAGAGAGCCGUGAGGAGGAAGCACAGACACAGAUGACAGGAAACCACAGAGUCCGGUCUACAGCUUCCGAACUCAUUUCACAGACGGAACAAAGGGCGGACAUUGCAUUUGAACAAAGGUUUAACUUCAUAUCAGAGGAAACAAUCCGCACGACCCCAGUGACCCUGAAGUAAACACUUCUCUGGCAGAUGGAGAAACAGGCCGGAGCUGCCGGGGAUGGGGUUGGAUCAGGCCCGAACAGAAAGCCGUGGGGCUCGCCGACCUGCGGACCAGCCGCCGCUGAGACCGUGGAUAGUCCAACAGGUUCUCAUGUAGAGUGGUGUAAACAGCUGAUAGCGGCCACCAUCUCCAGUCAGAUCUCAGGAUCAGUCCCACCUGACAUCGUGAACAGGGACAACAAGGCUGGGAGAAGAGCAGAUUUUAUGGUGUCCAAGAGGCUGAAUCCCAGGCAAGAUUCACAGGAUGAAGGGCUUUGUUACCAUGGAGAAAGUGAUUCUGAGCAUCCUUCCAAUGCUUUGAACCUUUCAGCUCUGAGAUACGGGGCACAGGUCAGAAUGUUCCAGAACCAGGUUCCCCUGCUUCCAGGAGAGACCAUGCAGACUUCAGUCAAGGACGUGAUGUAUAUCUGUCCGUUCAGCGGUCUGGUUAAUGGAACCCUGACCAUCACAGACUAUAAACUGUAUUUCACCAGUGUGGAAAGGGAGUCUCCGUUCAUUCUUGAUGUCAACCUGGGAGUCAUCAGCAGACUGGAGACCAUCAGUGUUCACAACCAGGGAGAGAACACUAAAGGACUGGAACUGGUCUGCAAGGACAUGAGGAGUCCCAGGUUUGCUUAUAAAACAGAGGAAAACCAUCCGGACGUGGUGGAGGUGCUGGCCAAGCAUGCCUUCCCCCUGUCUCACAGCCUGCCUCUGUUUGCCUUCCUGUACAAGGAGCAGUUUCCUGUGGAUGGCUGGAAAGUGUACGACCCGACUGCAGAGUACAGACGGCAGGGUCUCCCUAAUGAAAGCUGGACCAUCAGUAAGAUAAACAGCUCCUACGAGCUGUGUGACACCUAUCCCUCCAUCCUGGUCAUCCCCACCAACAUCACAGAUGAAGAUAUCAAACGAGUGGCUGUGUUUAGAGCCAAGCACCGCAUACCGGUCUUGUCCUGGAUUCACCCAGAGUCUCAGGCCACCAUUGUACGCUGCAGCCAGCCAUUAGUCGGACCUUCAGACCGUCGCUGUAAAGAGGAUGAACGCUUCCUCCAGAUCAUCAUGGAUGCCAACGCCCAGUCCCACAAGCUCACCAUUUUUGAUGCCCGGCAGAGCAGUGUAGCUGUCACCAACAAGGCAAAGGAUGGCGGGUAUGAAAGUGAGAGUUUCUACCCAAACGUGGAGCUGAACUUCCUGGAAAUCCCCAAUAUCCACGUGAUGAGGGAGUCUCUGAGGAAGAUGAAGGAUGUGGUUUAUCCUACGAUAGAUGAAGCCCACUGGCACUCUGCUAUUGACCAGACACACUGGCUGGAGUACAUACGGCUGUUAUUAGCAGGAGCAGCAAAGAUAGCCGAUAAGCUGGAAUCUGGAAAGACGUCAGUGGUGGUUCACUGCAGUGACGGCUGGGACAGAACCGCCCAGCUCACCUCUCUGGCCAUGUUGAUGCUGGACAGUCACUACCGCACUCUCAGAGGAUUCCAGGUUCUGAUGGAGAAGGAGUGGAUCAGUUUUGGACAUAAGUUUGCUGCUCGUGUGGGCCAUGGUGAUGAGAACCACGCUAACUCAGAGCGCUCGCCUCUCUUCGUCCAGUUCAUCGACUGUGUUUGGCAGAUGACUCGACAGUUCCCAGCAGCCUUUGAGUUCAACGAGCUGUUCCUCAUCACUGUGCUGGACCACCUCUACAGCUGUCUGUUUGGUACAUUCCUGUAUAACAGUGAGCAGGAGAGGUCAGCCAAGGAGGUGCAGAUCAAGACGGUGUCCCUGUGGUCCUACAUUAACAGCCAACCUGAAGACUUCACCAAUCCCUUCUACGUGGACUACGAGCACCAUGUUCUAUAUCCACUGGUUUCCUCCAGACAUCUGGAGCUGUGGAGCAGUUACUACGCCCGCUGGAACCCACACAUGAGACCACAGGUGCCGGUGCACCAGACGCUGAAGGAGCUGCUGAUCCUCAGAGCAGAGCUCCAGAGGAGGGUGGAGGAGCUGCAGAGAGAGGCCUCCUCCCACUCCCUGUCCUCCUCAUCUGAACACUCCCACUCCCCCACACACACCCCAGGGACUCCACUGCACACUGCUGUCUGACACACACACAUGAGAAACACCCUUACACAUCACUAUCUGCCACACACACACAUGUGCACACACACACGUGCACACUCACACACAGUUAAAUGCAUGCAGUUACUCCACAUAGUGAGGUUAACAGUUUACAGUUUUAUAUUAACGUUCCUAAAUUUUAGCAAAUGAAAGUAUUUAAAGAAAGUAUUUCAAAGUAUCUGUCUGUGAACUAACUCGACCUCUUCUUCUUAUUUAUAUUAUUUAAACAAUGAGAAAAGCCAGUUCAUCAACUUCCUCCAAUUUUAUUUAGUGUUUUUAUUUUUCUAUGAAGAAUUGCUCCCAUGUGUCUCAGGGCUCUUAUUGGUGUGACUGCAGAAGGCUGCCAGUGACAUGUUACGGACGACUGCAGUGACCUGGAGUGUUGAAAUAAAACAACUGCGUCUUGUACACACACUCUCUCUCUCACUUUAUCUUCUGCAUCAGAUUAGAAACCUUUAGAGUCCAAAUCAUGAACCUGUUCCUCUUCAUCAUGCAUACACACACACUCUGUCACUGUUCCUCUGUGUGUAUGUGUAUGUGUCGUUGCUGACCACUUUGUUUUUACUGUAGUAAAACCACUUGAAUUUCUAAUCAGUGUUUUUGUUGUGUGUGUGUAGCUCUAAUCUUUCUGAUGGUGUGUGUGGAUUCAUUGAUUGAAAGGAGCAAGUUUACAAACCAUGUUCACACAUUCAGACAUGUUUAUGAUGGACUGUGACGUCCUCCCUCUUUGACUGGCAGACAGAUACUGUAUAUGUUUAUUGAUAAUCAAAUAACGGUUUCUGAUCAGUAACAAGAAAUUGUUUGGUUGAAAUAUCAAAGAUCUGUGAAGAUAUUAAAAGUUACACAGUUUGAGCAGUGACAGGUGGAAGUUUUCAGCACAUAUCUUGGUCACAGUUUUUUAAUAACCGGAUUCUUAUUGGCCAACAUAUACACUAAUACUGUGUGUGAUAAACUAUACUUAUUAAUAUGAUGACUGUGGUGUUUUAGCACUCCAUGUGGCUGAUGCUCUUUUGUUACCACAAAAAUGAAGUGUUGACUUUUUGUCAACAGGUUCCACAUAUUUCUAUUGAGUUAUUUAAAAUUAAAAAAUGUUGCAAAAAAUUUUUUUUAAAUGUAAUUUUAUCCCUUAACAUAACAUUUUUCAUUUUAAAUAACUAACAAUACAAUUAUGUGGAACCUGUUGACAAAAUAAAUUUGAUUAAAAUCAACAUACACAAAUCUAAAAAUAUGUUAACAUAGAAAAAUAUAAGUGAACCACAUUCACAAAAGUUAUUUUUAGUUCAGACAUCAACAGUGUUAAUACGGUUUUAGAAGAGUGCAUGGACAAUACUGAGAAAAAUCAUGACGGUAUAUUUGUUUUUUAUUACAAUUAUCACAAAAUGAUGAAAUCAAAAGU
This is a messenger RNA of Larimichthys crocea (large yellow croaker), 3793 nucleotides long. It is a transcript of the gene mtmr1a, whose product is annotated as myotubularin related protein 1a. The record is from RefSeq and is a predicted model, not a curated record. Bases 295 to 2382 code for a protein of 695 amino acids. Gene Ontology annotation, biological process: phosphatidylinositol dephosphorylation. The transcript is spliced from 20 exons. Lineage: Eukaryota; Metazoa; Chordata; Actinopteri; Sciaenidae. Gene Ontology annotation, cellular component: membrane; cytoplasm. Gene Ontology annotation, molecular function: phosphatidylinositol-3-phosphate phosphatase activity; phosphatidylinositol-3,5-bisphosphate 3-phosphatase activity.